UAGGGGGUAGUUUGGAGGAGGGAGUAAGAAGUAGGGAGGAGGAGGCACUCUUAGUGGAUCUGUGAGCGUGUACCCUCUUGGAAGACAGUACAGGGUGGAUCUGUACUCUGAAAUGCAGUAAUUUGGAUGUGAAUUCAAUUUCCUUCUUGCAAGAGAGGAUUCUAACAACUCAGUGUCAAAGCCAAGACGUAGACUCAGCCUCUUCUCUUCUAAAAGCUUCGCGCUCCAACAUGGAAGCCAUCGCCAAGUUUGAUUUCACCGCCUCGGGUGAGGACGAACUGAGUUUUCACACUGGAGACGUUCUGAAGAUCUUAAGUAACCAAGAGGAGUGGUUCAAGGCAGAGCUUGGGAGCCAAGAAGGAUACGUGCCCAAGAAUUUUAUAGACAUCCAGUUUCCUGAAUGGUUUCACGAAGGCCUCUCACGACACCAGGCAGAGAACUUACUCAUGGGCAAAGAGGUUGGUUCCUUCAUCAUCCGGGCCAGCCAGAGCUCCCCAGGAGACUUCUCCAUCUCUGUCAGGCAUGAGGAGGACGUUCAGCACUUCAAGGUCAUGAGAGACAACAAGGGUAAUUACUUCCUGUGGACAGAGAAGUUUCCAUCCCUGAAUAAGCUGGUGGACUUCUACAGGACGACUUCCAUCUCCAAACAGAAGCAGAUCUUCCUGCGGGACAGAACCCAAGAGGAUCAGGGUCGCCGGGGCAACAGCCUGGACCGGAGGCCCCCCGGAGGCCCACACCUCAGUGGGACUGUGGGAGAAGAAACCCGGCCUUCCAUGAACCGAAAGCUGUCGGAUCACCCACCACCCACUCCGUCGCAGUAUGCCCCAGCCCCAGCGCCAGCCCAGCAGCGGUACCUGCAGCAUCACCAUUUUCAUCAGGAACGCCGUGGAGGCAGCCUGGACAUCAACGACGGGCACUGUGGCGUGGGCAUGGGUGGUGAAGUGAACGCCGCCCUCAUGCACCGGAGGCACACAGACCCAGUGCAACUCCAGGUGGCCGGGCGCGUGCGGUGGGCCCGGGCGCUGUACGACUUCGAGGCCCUCGAGGAUGACGAGCUGGGAUUCCACUGUGGAGAGGUGCUCGAGGUCCUGGACAGCUCCAACCCGUCCUGGUGGACUGGCCGCCUGCACAACAAACUCGGCCUCUUCCCCGCCAACUAUGUGGCACCCAUGAUCCGAUGAAGCCCUUCCGGAGGGGUCAGAGGCUUUUGUCUGAAGCUGCCUACAGAGAGGGAGCAAGGAAGAAAAGCUGGAACUACAUCUACAUACGUGUGUGUACACACAUGUACACAUAUAUAUGCCUAUGUAUACACACAUUUAUAAUAGUAAUUUAUUGGCAAUUUAGUUGGUUAAUUAGCUGAUAUGAAAGGAACUCAGAUAGAGGGUUAUAUUCAUACUUGUUUUUCUACUCCCCUCAGCAGGUGUGCGGGUGGUAGGGACAAGGACGUGAAACUCAAAUUCUUCCUGCCCUUACGAUGGCACCGCUUCCUCCUUAUCUUGAGAAUUUUCACUGAGUAGCUCAGCAGAGAUCUACACCUGGCGUCGGACGCUAAGCAGCAGGGUGGGGUUGGAACUUGGUGGGGCACGUUCUGCUUACCUGCAAGCCCACUCACCUGGGAGGUUUGCAGAGCAGCUUCCCUCCUGUUCUCCAAGGGUGAGGACUGCCGGACGGAGAAUCGGGGUGCGGCCGCACAAGCCUGAGCUGGAGCGGUUAGGGUGUGAGGGCAGGACUGGAGCACAGGCGUCUGGAGGCCUGGGCGGGGCCGGCCUCCUGGUUGGUGCUCAGCCAAGGCCUUAUUCUCCCUCACAUGCAGGUCCUCAGCUAACCCUCUUCCUCGUAACUGACAUGGAGAAACAGACGCCCUGAGGAGCCAAGCUCUGGGAAAUGGAGGAAUUUUUCACAAAUCUCCCAAGGGGCUUACUUGGGUGUAACCUCUGUGUCCCCAGUAGCCAAGAUAGCAGCAUCCCAGAUUCUGGCUGGGAACGGUGGGUGUUAGAGCCAUUGUUCUGUGUUACAAGGGGUCUCUCCAGGGCUCUGCUUUCCCUCUUGGUUCUCCGCAUUUUGAAGAUGCCUUGCCCCCCGUGACACAGAGAGAAGCCCCCCCCCCACACAAGAGCAUUGACUAGCGAUUGGCUGAUUGGUUGGUUGGUUGGUUGAUUGACCAGGACCCUGGGUGGGAGCUGACUUCCAGAUGAGCUUCCUUUUCCCCUGCCCUUUGCAUGCCUGCCGGCACCUUCCCCGCACCGAGAGCUGCCCCUGGGGAGAGGAUCCCCACUGUCUCUCUCCAGCACCUCAAAAUAGAAUCAUUUCCUAGUGCUCACCCCAGGGUGUGAAGUACAGAUUGGCCUGGCUGGGAGAAGGGACAUCAGUGUUUUAGGGGAGACUGGGAGCACACAUGCGUGCACCGAAGACGCUUAGUAGGAGUGCAUG
Molecule: messenger RNA, 2430 nt
Organism: Pteropus alecto (black flying fox)
Lineage: Eukaryota; Metazoa; Chordata; Mammalia; Chiroptera; Pteropodidae
Gene: GRAP2
Product: GRB2 related adaptor protein 2
Exons: 8
Coding region: 231-1181 (316 amino acids)
Biological process (GO): protein transport to vacuole involved in ubiquitin-dependent protein catabolic process via the multivesicular body sorting pathway
Cellular component (GO): ESCRT-0 complex
Molecular function (GO): protein binding
Source: RefSeq, a predicted model, not a curated record